Messenger RNA from Gossypium arboreum, 1541 nucleotides. RefSeq names its product expansin-A11-like. Gene Ontology annotation, cellular component: extracellular region. NCBI's taxonomy places the organism in Eukaryota, Viridiplantae, Streptophyta, Magnoliopsida, Malvales, Malvaceae. The transcript is spliced from 3 exons. The coding region runs from base 418 to 1185 and encodes 255 amino acids. The record is from RefSeq and is a predicted model, not a curated record. Gene Ontology annotation, biological process: plant-type cell wall organization.
AAACACAAACAAGUGGAGGUGUCGUUUAAUCUUCGAAUUGCAACGCAACAACUGUGAAAUCAGACAACUCCAUAAAACAACAACUGGGCUUAUUAUGGGUUUUGAUCCAUUCACCGCUCUUCUGUUGGCAAAGAGAGAGAGAGAGAGAGAGAGCAUGUGAGAGAGAACGUGGGAAUAAUUGAAUGAUGCUCACAAUUCUUGAGCCUUUGCAGGGAUAAUCCAAUUUUAAAUACUUAAAAUCAAUCGUUUCUCAUUUCUACUCUAUUUGCAGGGAUCACAUGAGGUUGUUGUAUACGUGAGUUCGAUUUGGCCCCCUUAUUUAAAGACUCAAUGCAAAUCGAUGUAAAUUGUAGAUACAUUCAUCCAUUCCCCUUGUUCUAUUCACCAUUUGUUGUCUUUUAAACCUACCAAAUAAAGAUGGCCAAAACCGUUUUUGCAUUAUCAAUCUUGCUUGGAUUCAGCUAUCUUGCUACGACCGUGAAUGCCUACGCGGCUUCUGGCUGGACUAAAGCUCAUGCCACCUUUUACGGAGGCAGUGAUGCCUCGGGAACUAUGGGGGGAGCUUGUGGAUAUGGGAACUUGUAUGCGACUGGCUAUGGAACAAUGACAGCUGCUUUAAGUACCGCCUUGUUCGAUGAUGGAGCUUCAUGUGGACAAUGCUACAACAUCAAGUGCGAUUAUCAAACAGACCCAAGAUGGUGCAUAAAAGGAAAAUCAGUGACCAUUACUGCUACAAACUUUUGCCCUCCAAACUUUGCUCUCCCAAACAAUGCCGGAGGCUGGUGCAACCCUCCACUCCAGCACUUUGAUAUGGCUCAACCUGCCUGGGAAAAGAUCGGUAUCUACAGAGGCGGAAUUGUGCCCGUUUUGUUCCAGAGGGUUCCAUGCAAUAAGCCUGGUGGAGUAAGGUUCACUAUCAAUGGGAGAGACUAUUUCGAGCUCGUUUUGAUUAGCAAUGUGGGUGGAGCAGGAUCGAUCCAGUCUGUGUCCAUCAAGGGCUCUAAAACUGGGUGGAUGGCAAUGUCUAGGAACUGGGGAGCUAACUGGCAAUCCAAUGCCUAUCUCAAUGGUCAAUCAUUGUCUUUCAAAGUCACCACUACUGAUGGAGUUACUCGACAGUUCCUUGACGUUGUGCCAUCAGACUGGGGUUUCGGCAAGACUUACACCAGCAACCAACAAUUCUAAAAUGCUCGAGAGUUGAGGAUUUUGGGUUCAGUUUUAUGGGCAGAGGCGAGCUUAUUAUUCCCUAAAGCUGCCCGCCAUACAUUUCUUGGGAUUUUAUGGGCAGAGAUGGUUGAAAUCCGCAUGGCGGCUAAAUUACUUUAUUGUUUUGUGUUUUCGAUACCACCAUGUUUGGAACUAUUUAAAGAUCAUAAUCGAUUGUGAAUAAGAAGUGCAAUGCAAUGUAAGCGUACGUUGCAGCUGCUCCUGCAAAUUAAUGUAAAUUUUGUUUUUACAAAUUUUAUAUGGUUGUCACUGGAGAUGUUACUUUUGUAAUUCUACCAUUUCUUACAAAUGAAAUGAAUCAUCGGAACCGACAA